AUGCCAAUGCCUCUUGCGGAUCUCAUUGAGAUCAGCAGUUCCGAGGAUGAGGCGGUGACUGACGUUUUAGCACAGGGUAAUAAAGGUCUGGUCACGAAUUCUAAGUAUCCCAACUCGCCAAAAGAAUCGCUUUUUCUUCAAGACGACUUCGAUACUACGAUUGAGGUUGACGACAAAUGGGAAGCGGCGCCAGCAAAGAGACGCAGAUUGAGUCCAUUGACCGACCACACAGCGGUGUCUUACGCCUCCAAAGUUACUGCACCCCAUGUCAACGCUCUUGCCAAAGUCAAGUCAAGUGUGGACAUCGUAAACCGCACAAAAUUCACCGGCGACAUUGCUGAGGAUGAUCCAAUUGUAUUCACCUCGUCUAUACAUGGUAGCGGGGCUGGUCUUCUCCUUUCUCAGAAAUCUGCAACAAGAUCUUCGGGAAGUGAUGCCUCGGAUGACGAGUUGCCCAACGACAUAUUCGACGCCGCCAAAAGAUUGCCUCAGCUAUCCAAACGUACUGCAUCACUUCUUGGUUCUUUAUCGAGAGAUAGUGCUCAGAUGGGCUCUCGGAUAAACAAAAAGAGCGGCGUUCACCGAUCAAAAGAUAGCGGGAUGAAGAGAGGCGUAGAGUCAAAGCGGACUGGAUCCAACAACGUCGAUUCAGAAGGUGCACCGAAAUCGAAGCCUUUGAAACUCACGGAGGCUGAGCGGCAGGCCAGAGAGAAAGAAAAGGCAACGCUCAAAGAGGCUAGGGCGCGUGAGCGAGAGUCUGUUAAAGCGCAGAGGUCAGAGGAUAAAGAAAAGGAAAAAGAACACAAGCGAUUAGAGAAACUUGAGAAGGCGAAGGAAAAGCAAAGGGAGACCGAUGUUGCUGAAGCCAAUCGGGUGAAGGUUGACAAGAAAGACACAACGCCCCAAAUGAUCGUCGAUCUUCCCGCUUCUCUCGAUGGCUCUUCGCUAAAUACUCAAGUCAGAGAAUUGCUCAAGAAUGUUGGAGCUGAUGUUGCGUUGUAUCAGGGCGCUACACCGAAUGUUAUAAAGUGGCGACGGAAAGUCACGAGGAAAUGGAAUGAUGAACUUGGGUACUUUCAGCCACUUGCUCAGACUGUGAUUCAGGAUGAGAAACAUAUCCUUUGCCACAUGACAGGCAAAGAGUUUGUAUCACUAGCAGCAACUGAGGCUGGUGACGAUGACCUUGAGACACAUGUUGCUAAAAUGAAAAGCGCACAUCCUGGCUCCAUGCCCAUCUAUUUGAUAGAAGGUCUAAGUAGCACGAUAUCGAAAAGUAAGAAUGCACAACAACGUGCGUGGCAAGCACAGGUUCAUCGGCAAGCUGGUAUAGUGAUCGAAGAUUCCAGCUCCAAAGGCAGAAAACGCAAGCAGGCCGAAACGGAAGUCCUGGACGAAUCUAGGAUAGAAGAUGCUCUGAUGCGCUUGCAAGUCCUCCAUGAAUGUCUGAUUCACCACACGCCUAUCGCAAAGGAAUCUGCGGAGUGGAUCAUGAACUUCACCCAGCACAUCUCCUUGAUCCCGUACAAGCAGCAAAAGAUGAAUCUUGCGACAGGCUUCUGCAUGGAAAACGAUCAAGUCAAAUGCGGCACUGACAAAGAAGACACCUUCCACAAGAUGCUGCAGGAAGUGGUGCGAGUCACACCACCAAUAGCCCGAGGGAUCGCAUAUAAAUAUGCAAGUGUCAUUGCUUUGAUGCAGGGCUUUCGAGACGGUGGUCAAUACGUGCUUGAAGGCUUACCGAAGCGAGCCAUUGACAAGAAUGAAGUGGACGGAAACAUUGGGCCCGCCCUCAGCAAGAGGCUGUACAAAGUCUUCAUGGGGACUGACGAGACGUCCGAUGAUGUGUAA
Messenger RNA from Bacidia gigantensis, 1848 nucleotides. RefSeq lists its product as uncharacterized. Bases 1 to 1848 code for a protein of 615 amino acids. Gene Ontology annotation, cellular component: Holliday junction resolvase complex; nucleus. Lineage: Eukaryota; Fungi; Ascomycota; Lecanoromycetes; Lecanorales; Ramalinaceae. Gene Ontology annotation, biological process: replication fork processing; mitotic intra-S DNA damage checkpoint signaling; double-strand break repair. The record is from RefSeq and is a predicted model, not a curated record. The transcript is spliced from 3 exons. Gene Ontology annotation, molecular function: nuclease activity; DNA binding.